Molecule: messenger RNA, 454 nt
Organism: Arachis duranensis
Lineage: Eukaryota; Viridiplantae; Streptophyta; Magnoliopsida; Fabales; Fabaceae
Exons: 3
Coding region: 23-454 (143 amino acids)
Source: RefSeq, a predicted model, not a curated record
UUUAACUUACUUUAUUGGAACAAUGGGAAGGAAUAGCGAUUUCAUAACAUUGAUGUACACUAGUUGGAAAGCUGUGCCCCUCAAAGUCAAAAAGCGCAUAUGGAAAUAUAUUAAUUCAAAGUUCAUUCUUCCAAAAGAGGGGAAAGGGUGGGUGAUGACUGGUGUUCGAGAAGCUUGGAAAGGUUACAAAACAAGAAUCAAGGGAAAGCAUUUUGAGAGAUAUAACAACAUUGAAGAUAUGCUGAAAAAUCGUCCUUUAGAUAUUCCAGAAGUUCAAUUUCAAAAGUUAAUUGCAUAUUGGAGUAUUCCUUCUGUUAAGGCUCUAUCUCGUUUAAAUUCUGAAAAUCGUAAAAAGCAACAACAUCAACAUCGAAUGGGACCUAUAAGUUUUGCAAGAGUGCGUAAUGAAAUGGUAAUAAUUUUGAUUUUUUAUAAGUUUUUUCUUGUUGUAUAA